This is a messenger RNA of Phodopus roborovskii (desert hamster), 3672 nucleotides long. It is a transcript of the gene Ptcd1, whose product is annotated as pentatricopeptide repeat domain 1. Gene Ontology annotation, cellular component: mitochondrial matrix. The transcript has 10 exons. Lineage: Eukaryota; Metazoa; Chordata; Mammalia; Rodentia; Cricetidae. The record is from RefSeq and is a predicted model, not a curated record. Gene Ontology annotation, molecular function: protein binding; tRNA binding. The coding region runs from base 104 to 2374 and encodes 756 amino acids. Gene Ontology annotation, biological process: tRNA 3'-end processing.
ACUUCCGGCGAGCCUCCGCUCCCAGGACGCUCAGCAGCGGUGCUUACUCCCUUCCCAGCAGCCCUCGCGCACCGCUGGGUUUUGCGGACAGCGGGACUGCAAGAUGGCGUCAAUCGUGCCACUGAAGGAGAAGAAGCUCAUGGAGGUUAAACUUGGAGAGUUGCCAAGCUGGAUCUUGAUGCGGAAUUUCACCCCCAGUGGCAUUGUGGGAGCCUUCCAGAGAGGCUGUGGUGGCACAAAAAGGCCAGUGGUAGACCUCAUGAGACUUUCCCGGCUCUUUUCUGGUCCCUACCCCAUAGGACUGUCUGUUCUUCAACACUUGGAUCUUCUUGGCUCUACCCGAUGGACAGGAAGCAAGGAGGGACUUGCACAGCUGAGGGCGGCAUGGCCACAUUGGCAGGUGUCAACGGCCUUCUGCAGCUCUUUCUCCCACCUGUCCCUGGGGCAAGGGAGCCAGAACAUGAGCAGCCUGUGCUCUGACUCCAGUGAGCUCGGCACUGUGGCUCCUCAGGAGGAAGAGGAUGACGAAGAGAGCUUUGGGACCCUGUCUGACAAGUACUCCUCCCGGAGACUCUUCCACAAAUCCACAGCUCAGCUGUAUAACCUGCAGCUCAAGGAGCAGGGUGAUGAGGAGGAAGAAUUGGAGCCCAAACCAUGGCAGGGCCGGAGGAAUACUCCCUACUGGUACUUCUUCCAGUGCAAACGUCUGAUCAAGGAAGGAAAGCUGGCAGAGGCCCUGGAUCUGUUUGAGAGGCAGAUGCUGAAGGAGGAGCGCUUGCAGCCUCUGGAGUGCAACUAUACGGUGCUGAUUGGGGGCUGUGGGCGCGCCGGCUACCUGAAGAAGGCCUUCAGGCUCUAUAAUGAUAUGAAGAAGAGAGAUCUGGAGCCCUCGGACGCCACAUACACAGCUCUAUUCAAUGUCUGUGCGGAGUCCCCCUGGAAGGACUCUGCCCUGCAGAGUGCACUGAAGCUCCGACAGCAGCUCCGGGCCAGAAACUUGCAGCUCAACCUGAAAACAUAUCAUGCCCUGCUGAAGGUGGCUGCCAAGUGUGCAGACCUCAAGAUGUGCCUUGAUGUCUUCAAGGAAAUCAUCCACAAGGGGCAUGCUGUCACAGAGGAGACCUUCUGUUUCCUGCUCAUGGGCUGCAUCCAGGACAAGAAGUCAGGCUUCCGGCAAGCUGUACAGGUGUGGCGACAGAUGCUGAGUCUGGGGAUCAAACCAACUAGGCAUGGCUACAACCUCUUGUUGGGGGCAGCUCGAGACUGUGGUCUAGGGGACCCAGAGGUUGCCUCCAGGCUGCUUCUGAAGCCUCAGGGGGAGACCAUCCUGCUUCAGCCCCCAGCGGGCAGGCCUCAGGCAGGGAGGAAAGGCCAGACCAAGGCAAAGGACGGUGUGUCAUUUAGACAUGUGGAGGCAUUGGAGAGGCAAUUGUUUCUGAAACCUCAGGAACUUGAGAGGCCUCCAGACUUCCCUGAGACUGUGUUAACAAGCGGGUCCCAGCCUGAGGCAGAAACUAAGGCAGAAGAACCUGGCCACAUAGCAGCCCACACCCCACUGGCCCUGAAGCCUCCCCCCUUGGAGUUGGAAGUCAAUAUCCUGAGUCUUGGGACUCUCUCCCCUACUGUAAUCUCCUUUGGGACAGUGGCCACACCUGCUGAUAGGCUGGCCUUGAUAGGGGGCCUGGAGGGCUUCCUGGGCAAAAUGGCAGAACACGGGCUCCAGCCAGACAUCAAAACCCUCACUCUACUGGCUGAGGUGGUGGAACCUGGGAGCCCUGCAGAGUCCUCACUGCUGACCAUCCUGGAUAGGUAUGAGGUAGAGGCCGAUGUGACCUUCUUCAACACACUGAUUAGGAAGAAGACCAAGCUGGGAGACCUGGAGGGAGCGAAGGCGCUGUUGCCAAUCCUGGCAAAGAAGGGAAUUGUUCCCAAUCUGCGGACUUUCUGCAACCUGGCCAUUGGGUGCCGUAAGCCCAAGGAUGGUAUGCAGCUGCUUGCAGACAUGAAGAAAUCCCAGAUGGCCCCUAAUACCCACAUCUAUAGCACUCUCAUCAAUGCGGCCCUCAAGAAGCUGGACUAUGCCUAUCUCAUUGAUAUCCUGAAGGACAUGAGGCGGAACAGUGUCCCAGUGAAUGAAGUCAUCAUCCGUCAGCUAGAGUUUGCUGCUGAGUACCCUCCCACCUUUGACCGGUACAAGGGGAAAAACGUCUACUUGGAGAAGAUCGAUGGCUUUCGAGCUUAUUACAAGCAGUGGCUGAAAGUGAUGCCAGCAGAGGAAGCCCCACACCCUUGGCAGGAGUUCCAGACCAAGCCUAAGGGGAACCAAGACACCACUGGGAAUGCUGGUAUCAGUGGAGACCUUAGGGACAGGUGAUGAAGUGUACUGCUAUGACAAGUACCCAGCUUUCACAGUGCUGGUAUCACCUUCCUAGGGCACAGCAGCAAUUUUCAGACACAGGUGUGAGGACAAAUGCUGGGCCUGGGCUGCCCUCCCCAUCAUUGGUGAGAAAAUUUUAUGCUCUGGGUCAUACAGUGUCUAUGACAUUUAGCCUGCUGCUCUUAAAGAAUGAAUAUAGCCAAGAGGUCUAAAGGUUUUAUUUUUACAGAUUUCAGCUAGUGAAGCCUUCACUUGUAGAGCCCAUGUUCCCUCUGGGUCUCUUCUCUGGGCACCACUCUGAGAAGAGCUGCUCCAGGAGGGGGGUAGCCCAAUAAGGCAGGAGCCAACAAGGUCCAAAGUCCAGAAUGUAGAGGAGUCAAAGGUGUCAGCCAGAGCAACCCCGGCAACCACAGUGCGUGCACUCAAUGAUGCGACCCUGUAACAGAAGAUGGAGACAUUUGUAUGCAGUGCUACAGCCCUGCACAUACCUAUGGGAACCUGCUGUACAGGUGCUGCUGGAACACUCCCUGCAGGACAUCUUUACCAGAGCUCCAUUUGGGUAUUUUAGCUCUUUUGUGAAAAUGGAAACAGCUGCUACCAGCCCAAAGUUACAUUAAGACAAGACACACCAGCCAGCCUUGUUUUGUAUUCUGAAACAGGGUUUCUCUGUUUAACAGUCCUGGCUGGCCUUGAACUUAAGGAGAUCCAGCUGCCUCUUCCCCAGUGCUAAAAUUAAAGUUGUGUGACCACCUAACUUAAGCCAGCCUUUUUAUUUUCCUGGUCAGCCUGCUACUGCCUAGGGGGGGCUGAGUUCUUGAGGACACUGGGAGAAAAGGUGUACACUUCCUAUGGCCAGAACUAUCCCAAGGGCAUAGUGGCUGGCUGUGGGACUGGAGCAAUGCUAUCUUUCUUUUCUGGAGAAUAAGAGUUAAUUUUAAGCAAAUAAAGUUCUCUGGUAAAGUUCUGCUAAAUCUUUGAGACACGGUCUCAUGAAGGAUGACCUUAAAUUUCUGGCCCUGCAAACAGCUGCUAAGUGCUAAUACACAGAUGUGGACUACCGCAUCUGGUUCUACGGGGCACUAGAGAUGGAACCGGGGCUUCAUGCAUACCAGGUAGCCAUCUACCUACUGAGCAACAAUCUAGAGGCUGGAACACUUAAGAGCCUCGUCUUGGGAAGCAGCCAUCAAUCAGUAGCCAUGGCUUGGCACAUCUAUACCAGAGUCCAUCCUUGGCACAGAGGACAGAGCUGCCUACUGAGUUGAGGCCAUCUGCACCAAAUAAAAACUGGAAAUUAA